Molecule: messenger RNA, 2170 nt
Organism: Nannospalax galili (Upper Galilee mountains blind mole rat)
Lineage: Eukaryota; Metazoa; Chordata; Mammalia; Rodentia; Spalacidae
Gene: Chtop
Product: chromatin target of PRMT1
Exons: 7
Coding region: 328-1161 (277 amino acids)
Source: RefSeq, a predicted model, not a curated record
GCCGGUCACGCCGCACGGGCGGAGUUGGCGGCCAUUUUGUUUUGGAUACCAAGCGGCAGUUGGCGGCGCUGGCUGAGGUGGCAUAGACGAAAGGCAGGAAAGGGCAGGCCGGACGAGCGCGAGGAUCGGCCGGCUGGACGCCCACCCCACCGCCAGCGAGCAGCAGCCGCCGCUCCAGCAGCUCCCCCAACCGCCCACUAGCUAGCCCGACCGUCCACCGUCAACCCAGGCUCGGCUGGCCCCGCCGCCCGCCCGCCCGCCGCAGCCGUGGUGGCAGCCCCGGGAGGAGCGCUGGCGUCCGUCUCCUUCGAUUCUCGGGAUUUGAAGAUGGCUGCACAAUCAGCGCCGAAAGUUGUGCUAAAAAGCACCACCAAGAUGUCUCUAAAUGAGCGCUUUACUAAUAUGCUGAAGAACAAACAGCCGAUGCCAGUGAAUAUUCGAGCUUCGAUGCAGCAACAACAGCAGCUAGCCAGUGCCAGAAACAGAAGACUGGCCCAGCAGAUGGAGAAUAGACCCUCUGUCCAGGCAGCAUUAAAACUUAAGCAGACUUUAUAUGCAAGUCCGGACAGUGGCUGUGGAAGGAUAUGUUCAAGCUGUGGCUGGGCGUCUGGAGGGCGAUGCCAUGCAACUAAGAGCUUAAAGCAACGCCUGGGUAAGAGUAACAUCCAGGCACGUUUAGGCCGACCCAUAGGUGCCCUGGCCAGGGGAGCAAUUGGAGGACGAGGCCUGCCCAUAAUCCAGAGAGGCUUGCCCAGAGGAGGACUACGUGGGGGACGUGCCACCAGAACCCUACUUAGGGGCGGGAUGUCACUCCGAGGUCAAAACCUGCUCCGAGGUGGACGAGCCGUAGCUCCCCGAAUGGGCUUAAGAAGAGGUGGUGUUCGAGGCCGUGGAGGUCCUGGGAGAGGGGGCCUAGGGCGUGGAGCUAUGGGUCGUGGCGGAAUCGGUGGUAGAGGUCGGGGUAUGAUAGGUCGGGGAAGAGGGGGCUUUGGAGGCAGAGGCCGAGGUCGUGGCCGAGGGAGAGGUGCCCUCACUCGUCCUGUGUUGACCAAGGAGCAACUGGACAACCAAUUGGAUGCAUACAUGUCGAAAACUAAAGGACACCUGGAUGCUGAGUUGGACGCCUACAUGGCGCAGACAGAUCCUGAAACCAAUGAUUGAAGCCUGCCUGCCUGCCUGCCUGUGAGAAACUGUUAAAGUCAACACAUCUGUACAAUAACCUUGAGAAAACAUGAGAAGACACCUGAUUGAUGCUGGAAGGACCUACUGCCACAAUAGGCUGUGGACUUAACCUGCCACCAGUUGGUGCAUUUAGUUUGUUCUGUUUACUUUUUGAUACUGUGUUUUAUGAAACCCUAUUUUCCUUUAAUUUGGUUGAGUUUAUUUUGGUUGGCUGUUUGGUUUUUUUUUUUCCCCAGUGACCCAGACUUCUGUUUGAACAAGAAUGUGUUGGCCUUUUGGGUAGAACACUUCCAACCUCUUCCUUCCCUCACCUGUCAUGCUCUGACAUGCUAAUAUUUCCCAUGUUGAUCUCUGUGUCUCCACAAAACAGUCCCAGGAAGAAUAAGUGUUCUUCGCUAAUUAAUGCUUGGUUUCUGGGAUAGAAUUCUCCAUCUUUCUUAAAAGAUUCUUAGAAGUGUUAAAAUCUGGAGCUCAAAAAUGUAUCUGCUCUAUUCAUAGUGUAGGUAGUGAACUGGGAGUGUUGGUAUUGCCUCAGGUCCACAGUAGGUACACACGAUGGUGACUUGAUCAAAGUUGGGAGUGCCCUACAUUGACAGCACAUAAAUGGUAGCCUAGCAUGCUGGGUUGGAUAUGUAUGAUUGCAAAACUAAAAUAAGAUUAUUGAAGCUUUCCUUUUGGCUUUCUGUCAUGCCCAAGAGGUCUGUGCACCUCUAUGAGAGGGGAAGAAGCCUUUUGGUAUGGCGGAUGUGGCUGAAGGCACAAAGAUGGAAGAGCCGUGGCAUACCAGCUGCUGAGGAGGGUGUGGGCUGCUCAGGCAAGAGCAGUUGUCCUUGUUUGUCCAAACCCAGUUUUGGUCUAAUCCACUUAACUGGCUUUAUUUGGCCCUCUUUCCUCAAAGGUUUAAAUUCAACCAUAUUUUGUUGGCUGUUCCAGUUUCAGUGGACUCGUGUAUUUCUGGUUCAUUAUUAUAACAAAUUGUUCUCUGAAA